Molecule: messenger RNA, 1097 nt
Organism: Oryza brachyantha (malo sina)
Lineage: Eukaryota; Viridiplantae; Streptophyta; Magnoliopsida; Poales; Poaceae
Product: syntaxin-125-like
Exons: 2
Coding region: 75-1004 (309 amino acids)
Biological process (GO): exocytosis; intracellular protein transport; vesicle fusion
Cellular component (GO): SNARE complex; endomembrane system; plasma membrane
Molecular function (GO): SNAP receptor activity; SNARE binding
Source: RefSeq, a predicted model, not a curated record
CAUUCUUUCAAGCUCCCGUGCGUCUGUCGGCCUCGACCGUCUCCGUUGCUGAUCGGUCGGCGGCGUCGGUCGAGAUGAACGAUCUGUUCUCGUCGAGCUCGUUCAAGAAGUAUGCGGACGCGAGCCCGGCGGGCGGCGGCGGCGGCGCUGCCGACAUGGAGGCCGGCGGCGAGGGCGUGGUGAACCUGGACCAGUUCUUCGAGGACGUGGAGGGCGUGAAGGAGGACAUGCGCGGGCUGGAGGCGCUGUACAAGCGGCUGCAGUCGACGAACGAGGAGACCAAGACGGCGCACGACGCCCGCGCCGUCAAGGCCCUCCGCUCCCGCAUGGACGGCGACGUCGAGCAGGUGCUCCGCCGCGCCAAGGGCGUCAAGGGAAAGCUCGAGGCCUUCGACCGAGACAACGCCACCUCCCGCAAGGUCCCCGGCUGCGGCCCCGGAUCCUCCACCGACCGCACCCGCACCUCCGUCGUCGCCGGCCUCGGCAAGAAGCUCAAGGACAUCAUGGACGACUUCCAGGGGCUGAGGACGAGGAUGGCGGCGGAGUACAAGGAGACGGUGGCGCGGCGGUACUACACGGUGACGGGGGAGAAGGCGGAAGACAGCACGAUCGAGUCGCUCAUCUCGUCGGGGGAGAGCGAGUCGUUCCUGCAGAAGGCGAUCCAGGAGCAAGGGCGCGGGCAGGUGAUGGACACCAUCUCGGAGAUCCAGGAGCGGCACGACGCCGUCAAGGACAUCGAGCGCAGCCUGCUCGACCUGCACCAGGUCUUCCUCGACAUGGCGGCGCUCGUCGAGGCGCAGGGCCACCAGCUCAACGACAUCGAGAGCCACGUCGCGCACGCCAGCUCCUUCGUCCGCCGCGGCACCGUCGAGCUGGAGGUGGCGCGGGAGUACCAGAAGAGCAGCCGCAAGUGGGCCUGCAUCGCCGUCCUCGCCGGCAUCGUGCUCAUCGCCGUCCUCGUCCUCCCGGUGCUCGUCAACCUCCGCAUCUUGACGCUCAGAUGAUUCAUUCAAUCCAUUCCCAUCCUAGCUAACUCCGUGUCAAACUAAUUCAUUUACUAUUUUCCCCCUUCAAGUAUGCUAAUUUCGAUUUCGUUU